Cuscuta campestris is the source of this 2052-nucleotide messenger RNA. Lineage: Eukaryota; Viridiplantae; Streptophyta; Magnoliopsida; Solanales; Convolvulaceae. The record is from the annotation of a GenBank genome assembly.
AAACAACUUCCCGGCAAACCCUGACUCCCAUCUCCGCUUUCCGGUACGGAUUGUUCGUUGCUUCGCGGCUGGGUUCUCCCGCUUCCACUCCUCCUCCCUCUCUUGAAGCAUCCUUCCCAUCCGCCCCAAAACGCUCUCCCUGUGCUCGAAGAAAUGCCUGUGCAAUGGUGCCCCUCUUCUGGACCCCAAAUCAUCUCUCCCUUCCUCUCAAAUUGAACCCCUCUCUCAAUCCCCCUCCCGUCUCCGUGCUCCGCCGCGGGUCAAAACUCCCCCGUCCGGCGUUUAGACUCCCGGGGACGGAACAGAAGGUUGUUUUAGGGUUUCUGCAGCCGAUGAGGAGGGGGAGAAGCGAUUCUUGUUGUUGGUGUUAUGGAGGGUCGGCGAGUUCUGGAGGGGACGCGGAGCUUGAGGCGAGAAUCUUGGAGUUCAUGGGGAAUUCUAGGAAGCCAGGGGCGUUCCCGACCAGGAGAGAGUUGGAGGAAGCUGGGAGAUAUGAUCUGGCGGAGGCUAUUGGGAGGCGAGGCGGUUGGUUUUCACUGGGUUGGGAUUUAGAUGAUGAUAUGAAUGAGAGACUUGAUAUUGAUUUGAAUAUGGAAGAGUUUCUAAGAAGGGUCAACAAUUGUCGAGAUAGUGGAGCUUUUGAGGGCAAUGAAGCAUACUCUCUUGAUUCCCAUGGUUCUUCUGAAAGUGCAUCUUCUUCUGGUAGAUCAUUAAAAAUAGGAGCAGAAGAAGAAAGUGGAAUUGAGGGCAUAUUGCAGCGAUUAGAGAAACACAGACAAUCAUCUCUCCACAUCUGUUCAGAAAAAUCUGAGAAUGGAAAGUGGGCAUCAAGCAGGGGUGAUGGGAAUGAUAUGAAGAUUGUGACCACUGAUGCGGUCAGGUGUAAUCUAGGAGAUACCAGCAUGGCUGCAACUGAUUCAUGGAGAACUUGGAGUACUCGACGUGCUGGCUUUCACGAUACUGAAUUUGAACCGGCUGAAAUUAGUUUUGGUCAAGAUAAAGAAGGUAGAAAAACUUCAAUGGAUGAAACAGCUGUUGUGACUGAAAAGGGUACUGAAAAUUUAUUCAGACAGAGUGGUGUCUAUCACAAUGACAUAAGAGCCCGCAUUCAGCACUUUGAAGCUGAGCUUAAUUCAGCACUUGAGUUCAUGAUGUUCAAGAGUUCACAAAAGGUUAUGAGAGGCUCUUGUAGUCGUAGUGAUGUGCUAAAGCUUUCAGAUGCAUUGGAGUUCCAGGAAAAUCAGUUCAUAAAUGCCCAGGAGAGAUUGCGGUCAAUACGUACAAAGCUAACUAUACUGGAGGGGAAAAUGACCUUGGCAACUAUUGAUGCACAAAAGACAACUGAAAAGAAACAGAGUAGAAUUGACAGUGCUUAUAUAGCUAUGCGGCUUUUGCGUACUACCCAUAUUGUUUGGCCUAAUUCUGCCUCAGAAGUUCUUGUAGCAGGCUCUUUUGACUCCUGGACAUGCCAGAGGAAGAUGGAGAAAUCAAGUGCUGGAAUUUUUUCCUUGACCUUGCUCUUGUAUCCUGGCAAAUAUGAGAUCAAAUUCAUUGUUGAUGGCAAAUGGAGGGUCGAUCCUUUACGCCCUGUCGUCCAAAACCACGGGCAUGAAAAUAAUCUUCUCGUGAUUAUAUAAACAUAUAAAUAAAAGCAUGUUACAAGAUGGCUCUUGGGAUUGCAGCAACUCUGCAUUGGAUCAGAGUCCAUUCUUUUCUCAGGAUUUGACACAUAAUAGCAACUUUAGCACUGCAUUUUUUGACGAAUUCUCUCUACUGAAAGGAACAUUUUUACCACUGAUGAUCUGAAUCAAUUACGGAGCACAUUCUUUCUGUACAUGUGUAUAUACAGGUAGGAAUCCUAGGAUAGAUAUAGGCUUCUUUCAGGCACUGAAGUCUUUACCUAGUGACUGAUACAAUGUCGUCUUCUACAGUAGACUCGGUGGCGGUGUAUGUGUACCUUUAAGGCUUAAGCCCGAGUGGCAUGUAAAAUUUCCUGCUGAUAUCUACAAUGUAAAAACUGAGGCAUUUAGUCAAUACAGAUUAUCAUUUUAG